AUGGCUAUUAAAUACGUGUUUUUGUUAGCUCUGGCAUGUGUUUGUGUGCACGGAAAAUCGAUAUAUAAAAUAUGCGUUCCCGCUCAAUACCUACAAGCGUGUCAGGAGAUGCUAGAAGUACCCACCAAAUCCAAAGCGCAACUAAAAUGUAUAGCGGCCAGAGAUAGGGUUGAAUGCUUGAACUACGUGCAACAGAGACAAGCGGAUAUCGUACCAGUAGAUCCGGAAGACAUGUAUGUCGCUUCUAAGAUACCCAAUGAGGACUUCGUCGUGAUACAGGAAUACAGAACUAAGGAUGAACCUGAUGCUCCAUUUAGAUACGAAGCCGUGAUCGUAGUACACAAUGAUCUUCCUGUCAAUAAUUUGGAUCAACUGAAAGGUCUGAAGUCUUGUCAUACUGGUGUUAACAGAAAUGUAGGCUAUAAGAUUCCCUUAACGAUGUUGAUGAAACGCGCUGUGUUCCCGAAAAUGAACGACCACAGCAUUUCUCCAAAAGAGAAUGAACUCAAAGCUCUUUCUUCGUUCUUCUCACAGUCAUGUAUCGUCGGAAAGUGGUCACCAGAUCCAAAAACUAAUUCUGCAUGGAAGAGCCAGUACAGACAGUUAUGUUCUCUAUGUGAGCAUCCCGACAAAUGUGACUAUCCGGACAAUUACAGUGGCUAUGAAGGAGCUUUAAGGUGUCUAGCCCUCAAUGGCGGUCAAGUGGCGUUUACAAAAGUCAUUUAUGUACGGAAGUUCUUUGGGCUACCAGUAGGCACGAUACCAGCUGGAACUGCCGAACAAAGUCCUGAUGGAUACAGUUACCUUUGCGUCGAUGGUACUAAAGUUCCUGUACGUGAGAAGGCCUGCUCCUGGGCCGCUCGGCCUUGGCAAGGUAUCUUGGCUCACAAUGAUGUACUAGCCCAGUUGACUCCGUUGCGGGAAAAGAUUAAGCAACUGGCUGAAGCAGGCACCAGCAGCAAGCCGAAAUGGUUUACCGGAGUGCUGGGCUUAUCAGAAAAGAUUUACCACGUAGCCGACAACAUUCCUAUAAGACCAAUGGACUACUUAAACAAGGCCAACUACACUGAGGUCAUCGAAAGAGGCCACGGACCUCCAGAAACGGUUGUCAGGUUAUGCGUGACGUCUAACGUGGCGCUCGCUAAAUGCCGUGCGAUGUCGGUAUUCGCCUUCAGCAGAGAUAUUAGGCCGAGGCUUGACUGUGUCCAGGAGGCUUCUGAUACCGACUGCCUUAAGAGCGUCCAAGACAACGGCUCAGAUUUGGCGAGCGUUGACGAUAUGAAUGUAGCUGCUGCAGCCAAGAUAUAUAACCUGCAUCCUGUGUUCCAUGAAGUGUACGGCGACGAUAAGACAAACAACUAUGCUGUAGCUGUAGUGAAGAAGGGCACUUCGUAUACCAAGAUGGAAGAUUUGAGGGGGAAAAGAUCCUGCCACAAUAGUUACGGAACAUUCAGCGGGCUGGUCGCUCCUUUGUACUACCUCAUCAAUAAGAAUUUAAUCGGUCAUGACCAGUGCAUCAAAAACUUCGGCGAUUUCUUCUCGGGUGGCUCCUGUUUGCCCGGAGUCGAUAAGUUGGAAAAUAAUCCAAAAGGUGAUGACGUGUCAAAGUUGAAGAAGCAAUGCUCCGACGACAGCAAUCCAUCGAAGUGUCUCCAAGAAGACCGCGGCGACAUCGCUUUUGUUGCAAGUGCCGAUCUAUCCUCCUUUGACAGUUCAAAGUACGAGCUCCUUUGUCUGAACCGUGACGCAGGAGGCAGAGACUCCUUCGCAAACAAUGCGACUUGCAACAUAGUUAAAUCUCCCUCUCGCACUUGGCUGGCCGCCAAGGACUUCCUCUCAGAUGUAUCCAUAGCGCACACACCCUUAAGCUUGGCACAGCUCUUAGAUACAAGGACUGACCUGUUCAAUAUCUACGGAGAAUUCUUGAAGAAUAAUAAUGUCAUAUUCAAUAAUGCUGCUAAAGGUUUAGCCACAACUGAAAAAUUGGACUUUGAGAAAUUUAAGCAGAUUCAUGACGUCAUUAAAGGGUGUGCCGCCGCCUAA
Arctia plantaginis is the source of this 2043-nucleotide messenger RNA. Lineage: Eukaryota; Metazoa; Arthropoda; Insecta; Lepidoptera; Erebidae. The record is from the annotation of a GenBank genome assembly.